Molecule: messenger RNA, 603 nt
Organism: Parastagonospora nodorum SN15
Lineage: Eukaryota; Fungi; Ascomycota; Dothideomycetes; Pleosporales; Phaeosphaeriaceae
Exons: 2
Coding region: 1-603 (200 amino acids)
Source: RefSeq, a predicted model, not a curated record
AUGGAGGCCCUCAACUCGAAAAGUCCGGUAAAACUCACUGUAAACGUCGAGUCCCUGUCAAUCGUCCAAUCGAAUCAAACAAACUUUCCACUCUUCCGCCUACCAGCCGAACUCCGCAAUCUGAUCUACACCUUCACUCUCGAUCUCGACAUAGGAGUCCACCACAAUGCCAGCUACAAAGAACGGGAUCCACUCGAUUUCGCCCGCACAAGCCAUCAGAUCUACGUGGAGACUGCUCAGACCUACUUCGAUACCAAGAUCCUACCAUUCCUCCGCCAUGACAGCAUAACCCUUCCGGACGACGACAUCGAGACAAUGAAUGGCAUACUUGCAAAGCUUACACCUCUUCAAAAGACCAUGACCACCCAUGUUCAUUUCGGUUCGUGCGAUCUAUUCAAUGAUCUCAGCAACAUUGAGCUUGUCUGCCCAUUGCUAGAACUACCAAAUCUGAGAGAGAUUACAUAUUGCAAACCCAAAAUCAAGUGGAACGCGUUAUACCACAUCAAUACUGCGUUUCAUCGGCGGUGGAGGCACUGGAUGCGUAAUGAAGGUCUGCGUAUGGAUAUUUGCGAGCUGGAGCGACCGUCGCUGGAAUUGGUGUGA